AUGCCCGUUCCAAAGACUCCCGAGUUCGAAGCCGCUGUCGUGGCGAGCCGGAAACUGGCUUCUAAGCCUAGUGAUGAUGAAUUGUUGGAGCUGUAUGCGCUGUUUAAACAAGGAACCCAGGAUCCUCCCUUCGAGGAAGCUCCCAAGCCUGGAACUUUUGACUUUAAGGGUAAAUACAAGCACAGCUCAUGGAAAAAACUCGUUGACGAGGGCCUCUCCCCCGAAGAUGCGCAAAUAAAAUACGUUGAGCUCAUCGAGAAGCUCAAAGAGAAGUACGGAUACGAUGAAGGGAAGGAGCCGGAGCAAGUUGGAGGGAAAUAG
Molecule: messenger RNA, 321 nt
Organism: Histoplasma mississippiense
Lineage: Eukaryota; Fungi; Ascomycota; Eurotiomycetes; Onygenales; Ajellomycetaceae
Exons: 3
Coding region: 1-321 (106 amino acids)
Biological process (GO): fatty acid metabolic process
Molecular function (GO): long-chain fatty acyl-CoA binding
Source: RefSeq, a predicted model, not a curated record